AUGCUUCGGAAGCUGGAUCUAGACUAUAUUCACAGUGUGAUUGAACAGCAAUUGUGUUUAGAGCAGAUCCAUUUAAAAGUACAGAUCCUGCCUGCACCAAACUUGUAUCCACUAGAUAUAUCUAGCGAUGAUGCAUCUUUCAAAAUAUUUGUUUGGUGUGAGAGGUUGCCUUAUUUAUCUAUCAAGACCUCAGCAGGCACAUUUGGACCAAUCAAGUAUUACGUCAAUGGCAUUGAGAUAUCAGAGGGAACAACUCGCGACAUAUCAGCCACCAAUGGAGUUGUUCAUGGUCUAAAUGGGGUCAUGCAGAAAACAAGUCAAAAAACAGCCUAUGGGUGGAUCCAAAAUCCAGAUGAUGCUACACAAAGCUUUAGAAGAUUCUUAGAUUUGAUGAGCUACCUAUAUGUGGUGGACAACAUUAAUGAUCUUUCAUCACCAGACAGGAUCAACACCUUGUUUGUUCCCAAUGACAGUGCAAUGCAAAAGAUACCUAUCACCCAGUUGGACAAACUGAAGAAAAAUCCCUUACAAAUAGAACGGGUAAAUAUACACUUAGCAGAUCCCACAGAAUUAGAACAGGUAAAUAUACACUUAGCAGAUCCCACAGAAUUAGAACAGAUUCUUAAAGCUCAUUAUAUUCCUAAUAGAGCUAUUUUUACCAACUGCAUUUCUCAUAAUGAAGAAUUUACUAAUGCCGGAGGUCAACCAUUGACCUUCAGGAAGUCGUCAGAUAACAAUGUGUAUGUUAACAGUGACGGUGUGAGUGCAGCCAUUAUUGAAGGAAAUAUAACGGUGACCAACGGAGUGGUGCACGUGGUCGAUCAGCUGUUGGGAUUCGUGUACAAUAACGUUCGUGAACAAAUUCUACAAGAGGGAACGAAAUUUGACCAGCUGAUAAAUCUAGGCACGGAGAUCACAAGGCUUACCCUGGCGAAGCCCUCGGGGGUAACUGUUUUCGUGUCUCUUGACAGUGCCUUCCAGAAAAUCGCUAACACACCCUUGGUGCUUUGGCUGCAUAUUCUAGUACCCAACAACCCAAUUAUUAUCUCCUCCUUGCCAGCAUUAAGCGGCUAUGAGAAUCGUCAAUACAGACGAACCAUUUAUAAUGGCGAGAGUGUCACCAUUUAUAAUGAAAGAAAUGAAAUCUGGGUACAGGGAGGUAAUGUGAAGGCUCGCGUGAUCCGACCGGAUAUAAAGACUGUUAACGGCAUGAUCCACAUCAUUGAUUCCGUUCUAGGAAUCCCCUACCUGGAUCUCCCCAUGCUGAUCUGUCAUGACAUUUGGCUACUGCGUACAUACGACUAUAUGAGAAGAGUGGGACUAACAAAUUACCUGACGGACAGCAGAUUCACGGCAGAGAAGUGCAAUUUUGAGAUAUAUGGCUACCCUCCAAAUUACGGAUCAGCCGUGCUCACUAAUCAGGGAACGAACUGCCCUACUUACUGUAGCCAGGCCCAGUAUCAGAAUCAGUACCCCUGUAACACAGCACAGUGUCAGACAAAUACUGGUUCCACCACAUGUCCCACUUAUUGUGCCCAGGCGAAUUACCAGAACCAAUACCCAUGUAAUACAGCCAUAUGUGCCAAUACCAACAUUGGAGGGGGAACAACCUGUCCAACAUAUUGUUCACAGUCCCAGUAUGCUAAUCAGUAUCCGUGUAACUCGGUCAUUUGUAUGUCUGGGGGGUCUAACUGUCCCGCCUACUGUUCGCAGCCCCAGUACGCAAAAUCCCAGCAAUGCCUAACGUGUAAUGGGGGCUCAACAGCCCAGUGCCAGAAUGUGAGCUACUGCAGCGACCCAAGCAAUGCUAACAAAAGUCCGUGCAACACGUAUCCGUGUAACAUGCUGAAUGGCAUGAAUACAGGAUCACAGAGUUCCUCCGACUACGACAUGGGGUACUGCGGAUCGACCAGCGUGGCGUGUGAAUUCACAGUCUUUGUUCCUAAUUCCAGUGCUAUAGACUACAUUUCAGUGUCACUUAAUGGAAACAGAGUCAUGAGAGACACGCCAAGAUUUCAAUAUCUGUUUAAGAGACUUAUUGUUCCAGGGCGUAUUUUCUUAGAGAAGCUGGGGAAUGGAACCCAUGAGAUAAGAAUGAUUUCUGGAGAGACUGUUAGUCUCGUUAAAUCAAACCAAAGAGAUGUGAGGAUAUUCUUUGGAGGAGCAUCAGCGAAAGUUAUCCACAUGGAUGAAGGGGCAACAAAUGGGGUCAUGCAUAUCAUUGACCAGUUGUUAUUUGUUCGGGAAGAUCUUACAAGAAACAUCACAUCGUCGAGUAAUCUUGAGAAAUUGCAAGAGAUUCUGGGAUAAUAUUGUUAAAUCAUGAAAACAAAAGGAUA
Molecule: messenger RNA, 2339 nt
Organism: Saccostrea echinata
Lineage: Eukaryota; Metazoa; Mollusca; Bivalvia; Ostreida; Ostreidae
Exons: 11
Coding region: 1-2310 (769 amino acids)
Source: RefSeq, a predicted model, not a curated record